Cornus florida is the source of this 1042-nucleotide messenger RNA. RefSeq names its product peptidyl-prolyl cis-trans isomerase FKBP16-4, chloroplastic. NCBI's taxonomy places the organism in Eukaryota, Viridiplantae, Streptophyta, Magnoliopsida, Cornales, Cornaceae. Bases 89 to 787 code for a protein of 232 amino acids. The transcript has 10 exons. The record is from RefSeq and is a predicted model, not a curated record. Gene Ontology annotation, molecular function: peptidyl-prolyl cis-trans isomerase activity.
AUUAAGAUGUUAUCUCUCUCACCAAAGCAAGACCACAACCAACUGGUUUUCUUCAUUCCUCUUCCUAACUGACGCUACAACCGACUCCAUGGAACUUUCCCUUCUCCCUUACCAGCACCACAAAUCAGCAUUCUUUAACCACUCUCUCCCCUCCAUUACACUUACAAGAAAGAGGCCUCCCAAUAAGAGUAUUGUGUUGCCAUUUCGCUGCUCGUCACGUUCCUCAGAGGCGACAGCAGAACCAGUAACACUAUCUUUACAGCAUGAGGGAAGGAGGGGAUUGAUGGGUUGUUUUCUUGCAGCAGCUACUGGCAUUUGUCUCUGUGACGUGGCUGGCGCUGCUAGUACGAGUAGAAGAGCUCUUAGAGGAGCAAAAAUACCUGAAAGCGAGUAUACAACCCUUCCCAAUGGCCUAAAGUACUAUGAUCUGAAGGUUGGCAGUGGUCUUCAGGCUGUGAAGGGAUCUCGGGUUGCAGUUCAUUAUGUUGCUAAAUGGAAGAACAUCACUUUUAUGACAAGUAGACAGGGGCUUGGUGUUGGUGGUGGAACGCCUUAUGGAUUUGAUGUUGGUCAAUCAGAGAGGGGCUCAGUCCUUAAAGGAUUAGACCUUGGUGUUCAAGGGAUGCGGGUAGGAGGUCAGCGGCUGCUGAUAGUUCCUCCUGAGCUAGCUUAUGGAAGCAAAGGGGUACAGGAAAUCCCUCCAAAUGCUACAAUUGAACUGGACGUUGAACUACUGGCCAUCAAACAAAGCCCAUUUGGGUCUCCUGUAAAAAUUGUUGAAGGAUGAAUUGGUCAUGUUUUUCUACUUCUUGUCAUUUGCUUAACCAGUGUAGAAGCCAACAGCUUUUGGCAAAGUUGGAAGACUGCCCUGUUUUACCUUUAUUGUGGAUAAUGAAGCUGCUUUCGGUUGUUCUUGGACUGGGAAAAAAGUGUGUGAGCACAUUUUGACAUCAUAUUAUUCAUAUUACUGUAAUUAGUAGUUGUAUCUUUUGAUAAGAUUUUUAGCAUCUCGAAAAGUUAUAAAAAUGCUAUUCUGGUGGGA